UCUUGAAGUCGGCGAGACUGAAAGCAUUAGUAUGGCCUCAAGAUGGUGUUCUUCUAUCAAUAGUUUCUAUGAUAGGAGAGCUCUAAUUUGUGAAAGCUUUGCAAAGGCAGCUUUCACUUUCGAAUCAGGUCCUUCGUAAACUGGUACUCAAAAUGUUUACUGUGUUCAUAGGGUUCGAAAUCGCUUGAUGAAAGUAGUUCUUGUUCCUCUUCGUAAAUCCUUGUGAGUGCAAGAAGGUUUGAUUCAAUCACACAGAGGGCUGUUGUGUCAACCAUUAUGAAGCAAAUGUUUUCAGGCUUUUCUACUGAGGAUUGCAAUGAAAGGCUUAAGGUUUAUGUUGAUAUUGCAGCGAGAACAUUGAGGAAAAGGGAAUUGUGGCUUCUUCAUGAAAUUGCAGCUUCUUUGAGGGAUUGAAGUGGUGGAAAAGUUGUGGACUCUCAACGGGAGAAACUUGUUUACUAUGUACAAAAGAAAGGAAGCCUUAGAAACUGUCUGGCGAUUUAUGGGAUAUCAAGAGACAUGACUAAAACACAGGAGGACAUUUGUGUAUCAAUGGAGCUAUUAAUUUCAGAACUCAGUGAAGAACCCUGCAAGGGAAAGAUAGUGAAUAAUACUGAAAUUUAUCCUACGCUUUGCAAGAUUGAAGGAUGCAAUCUUCAAUCCAACUUUGAGUUCAUGAGAAAAUACAAGCCAAGAGAAGAUGCCGCGAAAGAUAUUUGUUUUGGUGACUUCGAAUUUCAACAGGCAUCUGCUAACUACUGGGGCAUGUGGGGGGAGUUACAAGAGAAAGAAAGGGUAUACAGAAUUGCCAGGGAUUGUGUUUCGGAAUCUGAGAGGUGAUUUGAGUUUUCCAGCAAGGCACUCCAACGGGGUGACAAUGGUUAAUGGAUAUUCAAAUGAUUCACUGCCAGCAUUAUUGGAGAGAGAUGUUGUUCCACUGCUAGAACAUUUGGUGAGAUUAGUCCACCCUGAUCAAGUUAUGAAAUCAGCCGUUUCUGGAGAGUUGUAUGAGAAUUUACUUGUAUAUAAUUGAUGUAUAAGAAAACACUACUAAUAAGAAACUUGGC
Populus euphratica (Euphrates poplar) is the source of this 1067-nucleotide messenger RNA. RefSeq lists its product as uncharacterized. The transcript is spliced from 2 exons. The coding region runs from base 520 to 840 and encodes 106 amino acids. The record is from RefSeq and is a predicted model, not a curated record. NCBI's taxonomy places the organism in Eukaryota, Viridiplantae, Streptophyta, Magnoliopsida, Malpighiales, Salicaceae.